AUGACAUAUUCUGAGAGAGAGCCUGAUGAGAACCAGACCAUUUCUGAUGUGUUCAUCCUGGUGGGGUUUUCGUACCUUACCAGACUCCAAAUCCUUCUGUUUCUGGUGUUUCUGGUCACCUACCUGGUCACCCUGGUGGGGAACCUGCUCAUUAUCCUCCUUAUAAAGCUAAACACAUCACUUCAUACCCCCAUGUAUUUCUUCCUGCUGAACCUGUCCUUCUUGGAAAUCUGCUACACCACCAGUGUGGUCCCUCAGCUGCUGGCUCACCUUCUGGUGGAGCAAAAGACCAUCUCCAUUGCGGGCUGCGCUGCUCAGAUGUAUGUCUUCACCAUCCUGGGCCUCACAGAAUGCUGCCUCCUAGCAGCCAUGGCGUAUGACCGCUACAUAGCCAUAUGCAACCCCUUGCACUACAGAACCAUCAUGAGUGGUCGGGUGUGUGCACAGCUCGCAGCUGCUUCAUGGACCAUCGGCAUCUCGAUGGAAGUAGCUCAGACCACGUGGAUCUUCAACCUGCCCUUCUGUGGCUCCAACCGCAUCCACCACUUCUUCUGUGACAUCCCACCGGUGGUGAAGAUGGCAUGCACGGACACAUCCAAAAUCGAAAUUGUGGUCUUGGCUGUGUCGGUGCUGUUCAUCAUGAGCCCUUUCCUGCUGAUAAUCCUGUCCUACAUCUGCAUUAUCUCCACCAUCUUCAAGCUGCCGUCGGCAGAGGGAAGGCGUAAAGCCUUCUCCACCUGCUCCUCCCACCUCAUGGUGGUGACUUUGUUCUAUGGAACGGCCCUUUUCACCUACCUGAGGCCCAAGUCUAUCUCCACCCCAGAGAGUGAUCAAAUGAUUUCCCUCAUGUACACAGUUGUGACCCCAGUGUUGAACCCCAUAAUAUACAGUCUGAGGAACAAAGAGGUGAAGGGAGCCUUUAGAAAAACAAUAGAAAAGAGCAUCUUUUCACACAACCGGAGAAAUCAGAGAAUGAAAGAUAUAGUUAGUUAA
Messenger RNA from Terrapene triunguis (Three-toed box turtle), 993 nucleotides. RefSeq names its product olfactory receptor 10A4-like. Gene Ontology annotation, molecular function: G protein-coupled receptor activity; olfactory receptor activity. Gene Ontology annotation, cellular component: membrane. Lineage: Eukaryota; Metazoa; Chordata; Testudines; Emydidae. Bases 1 to 993 code for a protein of 330 amino acids. The record is from RefSeq and is a predicted model, not a curated record. Gene Ontology annotation, biological process: G protein-coupled receptor signaling pathway. The transcript has a single exon.